This is a messenger RNA of Neoarthrinium moseri, 1155 nucleotides long. RefSeq lists its product as uncharacterized. Gene Ontology annotation, cellular component: cytoplasm. The transcript has 3 exons. The coding region runs from base 1 to 1155 and encodes 384 amino acids. Gene Ontology annotation, biological process: tubulin complex assembly; post-chaperonin tubulin folding pathway. Gene Ontology annotation, molecular function: tubulin binding. The record is from RefSeq and is a predicted model, not a curated record. NCBI's taxonomy places the organism in Eukaryota, Fungi, Ascomycota, Sordariomycetes, Amphisphaeriales, Apiosporaceae.
AUGGAAACCCAGGUUUAUAUUCCUUACAUCCCGACUCCAGGCGGCGUGCGGCACUCUCCACCACUGCACAAGAUGAGCGAUCCCAAAGAGCGAUUUUACCGCCAUUUUCAGACCGAGAUUACAGCAAUCCAAGAUCAGAUCGAAGACCUAACAACCCUGUCCCCAGUCAACGGCGAGCGUCAUGACUGCGUCGACACCGUCCUCGCUGGCAUCUCGCGCCUCUCGAACGAGGUGACGGACGCGCUCGACUUCAUCCCCGCCUACGACCAGCGCGCCUACAGCCAGGCGAUCAAGGCCCUCACGGAGAAGUUGAACGAGGCGACCGGCAAGUUCGCGCCCAAGGCUCGCUUCCAGUUCAAGCCCCGCGCCCCGAAAACCGCCGCAGCCGGCCAGGAGACGACACCGGACUCGAGGGGCUUUGCGCACCGCCCGGCGCAACGGAGCGGCGAGGACCGAGAUGAGGAAGACGACGCCGUCGGCAAGCUGCCCACGUUCGGGCGCAACUACAACGAAGAGAUCACGCGGCCGCCGGUGAACGGCGCGAGCACGGGGUCCGUCCGCAAGCCCAGUUUCUCGACGGCCAAGAACAUCGCCAUCUACGAGCAGACGGGGCUGCACAUCAUGCUGCCGUCGUCGGCGUCGCGGGCGACGUCGUCCGGGUCGCUGACGCAGCUGGACCGCUGCGUCGUCGACAUGACGGUGCCCACGAGCGCCAGCUCGGGCGUGCCGUUCGCGGGGCUCGCCAUCAAGGACAUCCGCGGGAGCCUGCUGGUGUGCGGGACCGUCGCCGGCCCCGUGCACAUCACGGGCGUCCGGAACAGCGUCAUCGUGGUCGCGGCCCGCCAGGUGCGCGUGCACGAGUGCGACAACGUCGAUAUCUACCUGCACUGUGGGAGCCACCCGAUCAUCGAGGAUUGCAAGGGCAUGCGGUUCGCGCCGCUGCCCGAGGCUUAUGCUGUCAAGACCCAGGAGGCUGGCAAGAACCAGUGGGAUCAGGUCGACGACUUCAAGUGGCUCAAGACGGAGCCGUCGCCGAACUGGUCCGUAUUGCCCGAGGAGAAGAAACUCCCCGAGGAAGUGUGGACAAAGGACAUCUGUGGGAACCCGAGCAUGAGGACGGACGAUAUCCUGCGGAAGGUUGGAGUUUUGAGCUGA